This is a messenger RNA of Gracilinanus agilis (Agile Gracile Mouse Opossum), 1577 nucleotides long. RefSeq lists its product as uncharacterized. Lineage: Eukaryota; Metazoa; Chordata; Mammalia; Didelphimorphia; Didelphidae. Bases 31 to 1227 code for a protein of 398 amino acids. The record is from RefSeq and is a predicted model, not a curated record. The transcript is spliced from 5 exons.
GACCAUCUGAGCAGGCCCUUCCGAUCUGUCAUGGAGGCAGGCACAGAGAAAGAUGGAAAUAGAGAGGCGGUCGUGGCCUCGAAGAGGAUUCCUUCACCCUCGGGCUGCUCAGACUAUGAGGAGCCCAGGAAGCCUCUGUGUUCCCAAUCUGGUGGAAGUCCCAUUGUCCUGGGAGCCAAGAGUCAGGAAGACUCCUCAGACUCCCCUGAAUAUCCUCUCAUCAUAAGAACCAAGAAACUCAUCCUUCAUAUGGACAUAAACAACACCAUCUUAGUGUCUGAUAGUGCCACAGCUCAGGGCCCUGUGGCUGCCCUCAACUCUUACCUGAGCACUGUGUGUUGGGGGCAGUUCGACCAGUCUGGUGAGUGGCAGUGGUUGAGUGAAUCUCCUUCACUGCUACCCCCUACCCCUGGUGCCAGCAGCUUCUCCUCAAAUUUUGGCCGGGAUACCACAUUUGCAGCAAGUACCCUGGGCCACCCCUUCCAGACACUCUUCUCCAACUACCUGCAGCUUUUGGAGUGGCCUGGCCAGCCCAAUGCAAUUUUUUCUGUCCCAGGGGAGGAUGGCCGUCAUUACCACCGUGUGCUGCCAGCCUUUUUCAAACUACUGGCUGGUCUUUAUAAGCAGGGCCGCCGCUUUGCUAUCAUUUUCCGCACCUUUGGCAAAGACUUGACCUCACUACUUGAGACCACACACAUUGCCCUUCAAGGCCAACACCCACAAUUCUCAGCUCUGAAAGAAGUGGUGUUCCCUGUGGACCUUCGACCUGGAAAGAUCCGCUGUACUUCAAAAAAGGUGACGGUCAGUCGAGGGAAAGAAUCUGUGUCCAACUGUCCAGAUGCAAGAGGCAUCUAUAACUACUUCAGUGCCAUGGAAGGCCUGGGGGGCUUUCAGGACCACUUUGUCUGGUGGAACCAAAACAGUUUUUCCAGUCAGGGUGGUAAGCCACUAUGGGUGGAUCCCCAUGACCCUGAAGUCCAGCACAUCUGUUUUGAUGAUAAUAUUCGGCUCCAGGAUGAAGAGAGCAUCAUCCAUCCCCAGGUAUUUAUGGGCCAAGAAGGAAGAGAGUACCGCACAGUCCCUACCUCGGAACUCUAUGGCAUCUGCCUAGUGCAGAAUGAUCUCCUUCAGGCCAUUGCCAACCCUGACUACUUCUUGAUGGCCGUGAGCCAAUGUGAGGACCGGUAUGACCAAUACUUGUCACAGGCCCAGGCAGAUAACUAUUGAACUUGGCUCAGCUGAGGAGUGCACUUAAAGACUGUUUCCAACAGAUAGCCCUCCUGAACGUCCAUUUUUUUUUUUUUUUUUUUUUGGCCUACUCCAUUUUAAUCAGGGUAGGGAGGGGGCAGAAGGGAGGAGGGGACAUUGGGUCUGGCCUUCAUCAUUUCUGUUGUCUCUCUUGUCUUAGGCCAAGGUGGGAGUUGUAGCUUGUAGAUUGGGAAUUGAUUUCUCCCUUCACUCCCACCCCAGGACUUUGCACAUGAACCUUUGGCUUGGGUAGGGGGUUCUGACUCCACUUUGGCUUCUGUUACAAACUUGUUCAUCUGAUUGGAAUCCACACAUUAAAGUCUCGCUCC